GGCACCCAAAGAACACUUAUAUCAACUGUAUAUACUGCAUCGGUUAAAGUUGUAAUCCACGAUGGCGCCGAUGAUCGCUUAUACGCUGCCCGCGAUGCAGCUCGUGUGUAAUUUAGUCAUCCCGCAAGCUCCGAACUUGACUAUCAAUAAUGUCGAUUCGGGAGUUGCGACGGGUGCGUCAGAUAAUCGAAACGUAUCGGUUGUAAAGGAAUUACCGGGUCUGGAUCAUGACGUCACUCCAACCUCAAAUCCACCUGUAACUCCAUCACUGCCAACGAUCCAAGCCAAGACUCUCCCGGACGGCUACCUAAGCUUCCCCAAAUUCGGAGUAGCCUGGAAGGCGCAUAAUGAAACUGCAACGUAUCCAGUGGCUGCUAAAAGGUGCGUCGAGGAGGGUGGAAACUUGGCGGUGAUUGAUUCCUGGCGCAAGUUCAACGUUGUGCAGCAACUCCUAUCGAAAGACGAUGAACACUAUUUCGUAGGCAUCACGCGCAUGUACGAAACCAAGGAUUGGGUCGACGUCAGGACAGGAUCACCCGUGUCCGGCAUACCUUGGGGUCCAGCUGAACCCAACGAUGAUAGGUACUGUGCCAAAAUGAGAGCAUCGUACCCCGGACUGUGGAAUUGGAUAUGUUUGGAAAAGCAGCGUUUUGUGUGCGUGAUUCAAGUUCCUCAGAGCCAUGACUAA
Messenger RNA from Diprion similis, 688 nucleotides. RefSeq names its product C-type lectin domain family 17, member A-like. Bases 62 to 688 code for a protein of 208 amino acids. The transcript is spliced from 2 exons. NCBI's taxonomy places the organism in Eukaryota, Metazoa, Arthropoda, Insecta, Hymenoptera, Diprionidae. The record is from RefSeq and is a predicted model, not a curated record.